AUGCCCAGUACACGGCCCACACGUCCAGCACAAGGCCCACACGUCCAGCACAAGGCCCACACGUCCAGCACAAGGCCCACACGUCCAGCACAAGGCCCACACGUCCAGCACAAGGCCCACACGUCCAGCACAAGGCCCACACGUCCAGCACAAGGCCCACACGCCCAGUACACGGCCCCACACGUCCAGCACAAGGCCCACACGUUCAGCACAAGGCCCACACGUCCAGUACACGGCCCCACACGUCCAGCACAAGGCCCACACGUCCAGCACAAGGCCCACACGUCCAGCACAAGGCCCACACGUCCAGCACAAGGCCCACACGUCCAGCACAAGGCCCACACGCCCAAUACACGGCCCCACACGUCCAGUACAAGGCCCACAUGUCCAGCACAAGGCCCACACGUCCAGCACAAGGCCCACACGCCCAAUACACGGCCCCACACGUCCAGCACAAGGCCCACACGUCCAGCACAAGGCCAAAUCAAGUGUCUGAACCCAAACACGAGUGGACACGAGCCUCGGUGGACACGAGCCACGGUGGACACGAGCCACGGUGGACACGAGCCUCGGUGGACACGAGCCUCGGUGGACACGAGCCUCGGUGGACACGAGCCUCGGUGGACACGAGCCUCGGUGGACACGAGCCACGGUGGACACGAGCCACGGUGGACACGAGCCACGGUGGACACGAGCCUCGGUGGACACGAGCCACGGUGGACACGAGCCACGGUGGACACGAGCCACGGUGGACACGAGCCACGGUGGACACGAGCCACGGUGGACACGAGCCACGGUGGACACGAGCCACGGUGGACACGAGCCACGGUGGACACGAGCCACGGUGGACACGAGCCACGGUGGACACGAGCCACGGUGGACACGAGCCUCGGUGGACACGAGCCUCGGUGGACACGAGCCACGGUGGACACGAGCCUCGGUGGACACGAGCCUCGGUGGACACGAGCCACGGUGGACACGAGCCACGGUGGACACGAGCCUCAGUGGACACGAGCCUCGGUGGACACGAGCCACGGUGGACACGAGCCACGGUGGACACGAGCCACGGUGGACACGAGCCUCAGUGGACACGAGCCUCAGUGGACACGAGCCUCAGUGGACACGAGCCUCAGUGGACACGAGCCUCAGUGGACACGAGCCUCAGUGGACACGAGCCUCAGUGGACACGAGCCUCAGUGGACACGAGCCUCAGUGGACACGAGCCUCAGUGGACACGAGCGUCAGUGGACACGAGCCUCAGUGGACACGAGCGUCAGUGGACACGAGCCACAGUGGACACAUGCAGUGUCCACCACAGAACGAGCAGAGCGAUCCGUAGGCCUCUAA
Messenger RNA from Procambarus clarkii (red swamp crayfish), 1347 nucleotides. Lineage: Eukaryota; Metazoa; Arthropoda; Malacostraca; Decapoda; Cambaridae. The record is from RefSeq and is a predicted model, not a curated record.